GCAGUAAAAAAUGGUUAAUAAUUGUUUUGAAGAAAGUAAGUUCUUAUAAUAUUUUCUUAAUUUGUAAAGAUUUCCAACCUGGCUUCAGACUGCAGACCUCCUAUUGAUUUCUGACUGUAAGGUCACCGGACUCUCCCACUUUGCAGGAAAAUCAAUACCGAAGUAAACAAAAGCACCCUAGUUACUGUACAAGGAGAAUCUGAAAGUCACCAUUAGCCAGGUGUUAUUUAUUCUCUGCUUGGUUGCUAUGUGUAGAAAAAAAGUUUGUUUACUCUGAAGGAAUUGUGUCAGUUGUGUUGCCUGGUGAUUGAAGGUGCAAAACCAUCAGGAUAGUGCAUUUGUAUAAUCUUUCUGAAGAAGUAUUUUAUCUUGUGAAGCUUAAAGAAAGUGAGAUAUAUUUGCUUUACUCCAUUUCAAGAAAACUAGAUAAGGAAUUUUAAAAAAAAUAACCUGUUGCAUGCUACUGUAUAGUUUAAAGUAACAUUUUUGGACCGUUAAAUUAUGAAAGAAUGACUUCAUUGGAUAUUCAGUUGGCCGAACAAGAUGAAGGAAUUCACAGUGACAUAGACUAUGACUUUUUUGAGUCGGAACAGACUUCUGAAAGAAGCAAUGACGAGCGUGAAGGUCAGGAAGAAAGCGGUCGAGCUGUCCAUAAGCUGGGUGACGACGCGACAGGAGAGGCGAACGUCACCGGGAAGGAAAACACAAUCAACGCAGACAACUGCGCGCAGGACGCAAGUUCGAGAUGUGACGCCCGCAGGAAACACGUAUUUUCCACCAAAGCUGUCAUAGAAAGUGGUGCAGUCAGGGAGGAAAGUGUGCGGGGAGUGACCGACGGGGAAGGAGGGACCAGGUGCAGUAGCGAGAAGACGAAGCUGGUGCUGAACCUGCAAAGCCUGACGGAGACGAGGAGCGACGGAACCGCCGGCCCCGCGAGCAGAAGACUGCGGCAAGAGGGGCAGAAGACGGAGCGCUGCUCGCGGAGGGACAGCGGCAAGUACCGGGAGCUGAUGAACUGCAUCGCCUUCCAGACGCAUGCUGAGGACCCGCGAGAAGAAGAAGAAGAAGACGGCGGAAGCCCGCUCACCUCGUCGCCGUUCGCCAGCUCGCUCAGCUCCGACACGACGUCUGACCUCACGGACGUCACGCCCCGGUCGCUGGGCAGCUGCUCGUCGGUGCUGAGGUACCUUCGGGACGACGCCCGCCCGAGCCCCCACGACGAGAAGCCGGCGCCGAUGAGGCUCCUCGCCGACGCCAUCAGGCACCUGCACAGGACCGGGGGCUCCGUCAUCUCCAACUCGUCGUCCGGCUCGGGCAAGUCCGCCGGCAGCCGCCUCAGCAUGACGUUCACCAACGAGGAGGUGAGGAAGAUUGAGCGGGAGAACGGCCUCUUGCUCAAGAAGAUCCAGAGCAACCGGAAACCUCACCAGAAGCCCGGGACGGCGCUGGCCGGCCAGCCGCGGCUGUCCAGCUCCGCGAUCAACCGUCGGAGGAUGCAACAGAGGAUCGACCAUGAUAACAUGAUACUGAUGAAGAAGAUACAGAACGUCAAGGUGGCCAUAAAUACUGGAGUCAUACCAAAACUGAAAAGAAGAUAAGUACUUAACUCACAUGCAUCCGCCCAUCAUACAAUCUGUAAACGUUUCUCACAAUGUCUGUCACAAGAAACACAGUAGAAAAUUUCUUUAAGCUUCCAUAAGCAAACAGUUUUUCAAUUUUUAUAUUGGUUUUAAAUAAAUGGAUUUAUACAAUGUUA
Bacillus rossius redtenbacheri is the source of this 1756-nucleotide messenger RNA. RefSeq lists its product as uncharacterized. The transcript is spliced from 2 exons. Gene Ontology annotation, biological process: spermatogenesis. The coding region runs from base 510 to 1598 and encodes 362 amino acids. The record is from RefSeq and is a predicted model, not a curated record. Lineage: Eukaryota; Metazoa; Arthropoda; Insecta; Phasmatodea; Bacillidae.